Molecule: messenger RNA, 3157 nt
Organism: Ficedula albicollis (Collared flycatcher)
Lineage: Eukaryota; Metazoa; Chordata; Aves; Passeriformes; Muscicapidae
Gene: EPDR1
Product: ependymin related 1
Exons: 3
Coding region: 1-579 (192 amino acids)
Biological process (GO): cell-matrix adhesion
Cellular component (GO): lysosome; extracellular region
Molecular function (GO): calcium ion binding
Source: RefSeq, a predicted model, not a curated record
AUGGCUUCCAACUAUUACAUCACAAAAGAGCUUGUCACUAUUCAUGAAAAACUUGUCCAGAGGGAUACCUUUCCUAGCUGGCUCCCUCACCAGCUGUGCCAGGAAGUUAUCUUCCACACAUUGCAGACACCUCCUAGACUGUUUUCUCUCUGCUGUGUUAUAUUUCCAGCAGACAUCUGGUUCUUUGAGUAUAUAUUGCUUUACAAAGAUGCGGUGAUGUUUCAGAUUGAGCAAGUUACAAAGCUUUGCUCGAAGAUUGCUUUGACAGAGCCAUGGGAUCCAUAUGAUAUUCCUGCCAAUUCAACUUAUGAAGAUCAGUACUACAUUGGGGGACCUGGAGAUGAAGUUAUGGUACAGGAAUGGUCUGACAGAAAACCAGCCAGGAAAUUGGAAUCCUGGGUCGGCAUUUACACUGUCAAAGACUGUUACCCAGUACAGGAAACCUACACCAAGAACUACAGCGUGACAACCUCCACUCGCUUCUUUGACAUCCAUCCGGGCAUUGCAGACCCCUCCAUCUUCACCCCACCCAGCACCUGCCAGACAGCCCAGCUGACGAGGAUGAAAGAUGAAUGCUGAUUAUGGACACUGGCUGCCCUAUGCAAACACAUAUUAGCCAAGAGGAUGGUUAUUAGUAGUCAGUUGUUGAUAUCUAAGCUGAUUUUUCAUGCUAAUUGUUGCUCUUUUUGCAAUUUGUAAGUUUUGAGAACAAACUUGAGAGAGAACAUAAGCAUAUAACUGAGUUAAAUAUAUAGAACUAAAGAUACCUUUGAUCACAUUAAUCUGCUCAGUGAUGAACUUGCAGUAUUAUAUAGUUACCAAUAAGAUAAUAUUUCUAGAUACUAUUUAUUUAAGGUUGAUUUUUCCUUUUGCAAAGAUUGCAUUUAUUUUUUCAAGAAGACAAAGCAUAAGCGGAUAGUAGCAAUGGUACUGUCUAGAAGAAAAAGCUAAAUUUUGUUGUCUUUUUAGUUGUCACUUCUGGAGACUUGAAGGGAAAGGUGACCUGUGUAAAACCUCAUCUCUAAGUAAAAGAUAAAAUUUUAAAUUAUAUGCAUCAAAAUUGUGUAAAUUUGUUCAUUUGGUUUUAUUUUGCUUUGUCUUCUGUUUUCAUUGGUUCGGUUGUUUGUUUUUUUUUUCUUCCUGCUCUUCAGGAAGCUGGUAGUCAAUUUUUGAGCUAGGUUCUUUCUGAAAAGAAACUGGCAUACUUACUUUUCAUGUAAUGCUUGCUGACAUGCAAAAAAAAUACUUUUCUGUUUCUUGGGAGAAUGGUGUGAAAAGAAAGGAAGGAGGGAGAGAUGCAUCUUCAAAAAGAAGUAAGCCGAAGUUUUUAUGCAUCUCCCUUUUGGAGAAGGCUUCCAGUAGGGUGUGAUGAGACAAUUUUCGGUCGCAUUUUAGUUCAGCACUCACUUUUCAAGGCAAUACUAGUUUUAACCUAUGCAAAGGGAUUAAACAGUACUGCACUCUAAACUGCUUUAAUGUUUUGUAACUACUUUCAACAGUCUUUAGUCAGGGUGUGGAAACACCGUUAUAGUUCCAGGGAGGUUUGAAAAAGGAAAAAAAGCUAUUCUUCAUGCAUAGUUAGUAAAGGCUGAAUCAGCAUUCACACAGUGCCUGGUGGUUGUGAUGGAGAGAAAGAGCUUGUGACCUGUGUAGAGAGGCGGGAGGGAGGAGUGGGAGACACAGGUUUUAGAUGUCCUCUGUGCAGUGUGGCAGUAAGACACAAAUUUAAGCAGACAUGACAAUCUUGCUUUCUUUUGCUCCCACUCCAUUGAUGCCUGCUUUAUUUGCUGUUUCAUCAGCAUCUCAAUCUUACUAUCUUCACACAACCAAAAAAGUGCAGGGAGUGCACAUAUUUUGCAUUAGAAAAUUCAAAUCAAGCCAUGUACCUUUGAGACUCUCAGAAGUGUGAGGAGUUUUACACUUUUACCAAAUUAGAUUAACUGAUUUAUUUUGUAAGGUAUGUAUUUUAUUUAUUACUUGAAAAUAAAUUUAAAGACAGAUUCUUGUCCUCUUACACAUGUUGAGUUGUUGUUUGCUCCAGAAGUCAUCUGGCUGUUAACAGAUGUAAACAUUGAGAAGUUUGGUGUCUCCAGAGGAGAGGUGCUGGGAAGGCUUUUAGUGCUUUAUAUACUCAUAGCUUUUUGUACAUAAGCAAAUGAGACAGUGGUUGUUUUUCUUUCACAGUCGUGGUCAGAAUGGCAUUUUACUUUGCCCCAUGCCUGAUGGAAUCAUAUAUAUAUAUACUGGUUAAAAUUUAUCUAGUUCAUUAAAAAUCUCUCUUGAAGACGGCCAUUUCACUGAAACAUGCUGAUGGAAAAAAGGAUUGGGUUUCCUUGAAUUUAGAGUGCCCUUAUUCUGUACCCACCUUCUGUAGUCAAGAAGGCAUAUGUAUCUUUUGUGCGACACUCUAAAUGCUAACUGCAUAUUGUUCUCAUUAGGACAAUGAUUAACAUGCAUUUCUUAAUAUGUAUCUUGUUAGAAUCUGGAAAACAGUCUGGCUAACAAGCAUGAAGUUGUGGUACUGAAUCGUUUGGGAUGGCCACACUGCGGUCAAGCAGAUAGCUGGGUAAUCAGGGUGCCUGUAUUAUGUUUUGCUGACAGUGAUAUAGUUUCUAGCAAUCAUAUUAAAUGCUCCUUUAAAUAUGAAUUUGAAACUUUGUAAAAGUCUGGUACACAAAAGUGCUUUAAAAAUUUUGCCCUGACAUGUAGGGCAAUUUUAUAUGUCUGAAUGUGUUCCUUCUAAAACAAUGUUUUCUUCAUAUUUGUGCUCUACAAAUUCAAUGAAGAGAGUUGUCCAAGAGAUAUCAAGCAGUACAAUUUAGGAUUAUGUAUUUUGAAUUAGCCACAAACCAAAUAUGAAGCACAACAUGCGUAUGCCUAGUUUGUUAUCUUUGUUACAUGCUUUGGUUUGUUGUUGUGUACCACAAGAGAUAUUAUGUCUUUAGGCAACUAAGCCAGUCACUCAAUGAGAAGGAGCAUAAAAGGAAUGUAAGAUAGUUAUAUAGUAUGCUGCCACAGUUGAAUAAAAAUGGGGGUUCAUAUGUCUGAUAGUCUGGGAAACUUGUUUAUCACAGUUAUUUGGUGAAAAAUUAAUAAUAAAUUGGUAUGUACAUGAGUUAUAUUGUAUUCUGUGCGGUCACAGCAACAGAACCUGGUA